Rotaria sordida is the source of this 960-nucleotide messenger RNA. NCBI's taxonomy places the organism in Eukaryota, Metazoa, Rotifera, Eurotatoria, Philodinida, Philodinidae. The record is from the annotation of a GenBank genome assembly.
AUGCAUUUGAAAACAAAAUCUAAACAGCGCCGUUCGAUUCGUGAAUGGUAUCAAGAUUUUCGAUCAACAAUCAAUAAACAUCUUCAUACAUUGGGUAAUUUUAUUUAUAAUCAAGAACAUUAUGAAAUAUUUGGACGUGAUGGAAAACGAUGGAGCAAACUAGCUGCUUUCUAUUUUUGUUUCUAUGUUGUCCUUGGUGGGUUUUUUUGUUUGUAUUUAUCUAUAUUUAUGUCACUUUUACCAUUACAUCAACCAAGAUAUAUAGGCAAUGAUAGUCGAUUAACGUCUCGUAAUAAUCCACUUUCACCAGGACUUAGUUUUCGACCACAAACUAGUUUUCAUCUAAAUGAUGUACAAACAUUAAUAAGUUUAUCAUCUAAUGAUAAAGAAAAUCAAAAAGAAUCAACUAAUGAUAAAACUGAAAUUUAUAUAAAGAAUCUUGAUGAAUAUUUAAAAGUUUAUAACAAUACACAAAGCUCUAAAAAUUUCACUAUUCAUGAUGUAGGUGAUUGUAAUUCAAUUAAUCAUUAUGGUUAUAAAAAUGGUAAACCAUGUAUUUUAAUAAAAAUAAAUAAACUUAUCGGUUUUAUACCAGAGGUUAAUAGAACUGAUGUUGAUAAUAAGCAUGAAUCAGAAUGUAUUGGUAUUCCUAAUAUUCCAGUUCGAUGUAUGGGCGAGUAUUUAUUUGAUCAAGAAAUGCUUGGCAAUGUUAUAUAUUAUAGUGAAUCAGGUUCGAGUGAUGUAUGUGGUUCAAUUGAUAUCAAACAUUUUCCUUAUAAUGGUAAAAAAAAUCGAAAUAAUGUUUAUCAAGCUCCAUAUGUAUGGGUACAAUUUCAAAAUAUAACACCAUAUGUAUUAAUAUCUGUUGAAUGUCGAAUAUUUGCUGCUAAUAUUUUUUAUGAUAAAAUUGCACAACGAGGCAGUAUACGUUUUCAAUUGUAUCUUAAUAAAAAAAUAUAG